AUGGCAGCCGUAUUUGCAAUGCAGGGAUUUGCUUCAAUUUUCGUCGCAGUGAUAACACUCGACGCGGCAAAAAAUGACAUAUAUGGACACAAAAAUGUUCACAGUAAAACACCACGAUACAGAAUCGAGGUUGAACAAUACAGAGGUGACCUAAACGAACUGCCACGUAGCUCGUAG
Molecule: messenger RNA, 177 nt
Organism: Ambispora leptoticha
Lineage: Eukaryota; Fungi; Glomeromycota; Glomeromycetes; Archaeosporales; Ambisporaceae
Source: the annotation of a GenBank genome assembly